UUCGCUACCGUGCGAGUCCCGCCUCACAGCAAAAACACCCUCAGUCUAGUCCGAGGCACUUGAGUUUGUGUUCUCUCUGUGCGGUUUUUCUUUGGAUGUGGCCAAUCACCGAAGAAAGGAGCGAAGUGAACAAACUGCAACACUCAAAGGCAUUUUGAACUGUUUGCUUUGCCACCAGCAAUAUAUUUUCGUCGACCGUUCCCCGUCAGCCUAACGUUAGCAUGAUGUCUUAUCUGAAGCAGCCGCCGUACACGGUCAACGGGCUGAGCUUAUCUACCUCCGGGAUGGACCUGCUGCACCCUUCCGUGGGCUACCCAGCGACUCCGAGGAAGCAGAGGCGGGAGAGGACUACUUUCACGCGCGCCCAACUGGAUGUUCUAGAGAACCUCUUCGCCAAGACUCGCUACCCAGACAUCUUUAUGCGAGAGGAGGUGGCUCUGAAAAUAAACUUACCAGAGUCUCGUGUACAGGUGUGGUUUAAAAACCGAAGGGCCAAGUGUCGCCAACAACAGCAACAAACUCAGAGUGGUGCCCAGGGCAAAGUUCGGCCCGUGAAGAAGAAGAGUUCUCCGGUGAGGGAGGUGAGCUCCGAAAGCGGGGCCAGUGGCCAGUUCACGCCGCCUUCAAGCACCUCCGUGCCGGCUAUCUCUAGCAGCACCGCCCCGGCGUCCAUUUGGAGCCCAGCGUCCAUCUCUCCGCUCUCUGACCCGCUCUCUACCUCCUCGUCUGCCUCCUGCAUGCAGCGAUCUUACCCCAUCACUUACACCCAGGCGUCUGGCUACAGUCAGAGCUAUACCGGCUCCACGUCUUACUUCGGAGGGAUGGACUGUGGUUCGUACUUGUCGCCUAUGCACCACCAGUUAACCGGUCCGAGCACAGGCUUGAGUCCCAUGGGCACGAAUGCAGUCACCAAUCACCUGAGCCCCCCCGCCUCCCUCUCUGCUCAGAGCUACGGAACCACGGGCCUGGGCUUCAGCGCUCCGACGGACUGCCUGGAUUACAAGGACCAAAGUGCUUCGUGGAAGCUCAACUUCAACGCAGACUGUUUGGAUUACAAAGAUCAGACAUCUUCGUGGAAAUUCCAGGUGUUGUGAAUGGCGCCGUGGAACACCGUCUGUUCGGGAAUUACACGCCACAGUCAUUUUAGAGACACACGAGGCCGUUAGCGAGGCCUGGAACGGUUUGGCCACGGGACUCACUGGCUUGUUCCUCCGAUAUAUGUUGUGCCUGCAUUUGCAAUUAAGAGAGAACUGUUCCCGAUGCAGAGGUCAUAACAUCACCUUGGUGGACUUUGGAAGUAGCUGCCUUUGCGCAAGUGUCUAUGGGUAUGUUGCACCUGUUUGGUUAACUUCUGCAAACUUGGUGUGAACUCUCUUUAACUUUGAUCAAAGACACGGAACAAAAUUGUUCUCCAAGAAGAAAAUGAUCAAGAACAGCCGAACCUCGGUUAAGCGCGCUGAAUGGAACAGCUUUCCUUAAGCCUCUUACGACUCGUCGACCUUCCUCUGGGUUGGCAAGCUGAAGGACCCCUUUGAUCAGGCCGAGUGUGUGUGUGUAUCUAUGUGUGUGUCUGUUAGAGAGAGAGGGGGGGGGGGGAGGUGCCCGUCAUCGAGGCGAGUCGUUUGGAAAAAAAUGCACUAAUCUAUUUAAGACAAAAUGCUUAUAAGGAGUUUUAAAGAGACAAUCAGUGAGUAUGCGAAAAUACACUGAUUCACGUUAAGUAUGUGUUUUUUUUAUAUGUAGUAGCUUUUCAAACUGUGAUGCGUUGUAGGCAACCAUGCAAUUACACCAGUUUCGCGUCUGCGACGACUUUACUGUGACUUUGAUAGUUUUUUUUAUGUUCAAGUAUUAAUGAUAAAUUAUUAUUACAUUUGUAAAAAAACAGAUAAUACUUUUUUAAAUGUAUCAUGAUGGUGGCCAUACUAUGAAAACCCCUCGUGCAGUCCCCGCAUCCCCUUGUUAAACAUGUGUAUUAUACUGGCAUACAGAUCAGAUUCUUUUCCAAGGUCACUCGAAUAAACAAACACCCUCCGCGAGGACGUGUUGGGUAUUGAAUUGAA
Molecule: messenger RNA, 2060 nt
Organism: Alosa alosa (allis shad)
Lineage: Eukaryota; Metazoa; Chordata; Actinopteri; Clupeiformes; Clupeidae
Gene: otx2b
Product: orthodenticle homeobox 2b
Exons: 3
Coding region: 222-1094 (290 amino acids)
Biological process (GO): regulation of transcription by RNA polymerase II; multicellular organism development
Cellular component (GO): nucleus
Molecular function (GO): DNA-binding transcription factor activity, RNA polymerase II-specific; RNA polymerase II cis-regulatory region sequence-specific DNA binding
Source: RefSeq, a predicted model, not a curated record